AUGACGGAGACGGGUCACGUAGAACUUGGAGAAGGCGAAAGACAAGCGGAUUACUCCCGCGUUCAUCCUCACACUACACUCGAUUCCCACCGAACUCUAUGGAUGGGUGACCUAUUGCCGCAGUGGGACGCACAAUUCAUAUCCAAUGCUUUCAAGGAGCUCGGUCACACUCCGUCAACAGUAAAAAUGGUCACCGAUCGGCAAACGGGAGCAAAUUGUGCAUAUUGCUUCGUAGAGUUUUCAUCAUCCGAUGAAGCUCGGGACGCAAUGUUGAGAGCAAACGGGCACAGGAUCCCUAAUAGUGUACCGCGAUCCCGAUUCAACUUAUCGUUUGCCAAUGAUCCAAGAGUACCAUCAAUCGAGUUCAACCUUUUUGUAAAUAACAUCCAUCCAGAUCUCGACGAUGCCGCUUUGUACCAGGUGUUUGGAGCGCGUUACCGUUCAUGUCGUGGAGCUAAAGUAUACCGUAAUCGAGAUGGUUCUUCACGGUGCUUGGGCUUUAUCAGAUUUGGUGACCAAACUGAGCAACAAAUGGCUUUGGUAGAAAUGAACAAAACUGUGGUUCGUGGACGCGAGAUUAUCCUAAAACUUGCCGCUGCAAAGCAGCGGCUUCCUAGACAUCAAAUUCGUGAAGGCAUGCAGCCUCAGCUAAUUGCUGAUCCAUCGCUAGCUUCCUAUAACCAAAUGGCUUACCAACCAAUCCAACAACAUCAACAACAUCAACAACCACAGGUCGCUUACCAGUAUCAGCAACAGCAACCUGCUUAUGUUCAACCUCCACAACUCAUCCUUCCCUACAAUCCUACUGCUGAGGAAGCCAAUGCUGAUCUCAUCGCUAACGGUGACGAAUGGUGGGAGGUGUUGGAGGAGAGCAGAUGGUCAGCUUGUAUAGUUGAUCCAGCAUGGAAAGAACGUGAACUCUGCUUGCGACUGAACGACAAUAGGUGGUGGUGGGGGAAGCUAGGUUGA
Messenger RNA from Necator americanus (New World hookworm), 969 nucleotides. RefSeq lists its product as uncharacterized. Gene Ontology annotation, molecular function: tRNA binding; mRNA binding. The coding region runs from base 1 to 969 and encodes 322 amino acids. Gene Ontology annotation, biological process: selenocysteine incorporation; mRNA splice site recognition. The transcript has 9 exons. The record is from RefSeq and is a predicted model, not a curated record. Gene Ontology annotation, cellular component: cytosol; nucleus. NCBI's taxonomy places the organism in Eukaryota, Metazoa, Nematoda, Chromadorea, Rhabditida, Ancylostomatidae.